Molecule: messenger RNA, 1491 nt
Organism: Helobdella robusta
Lineage: Eukaryota; Metazoa; Annelida; Clitellata; Rhynchobdellida; Glossiphoniidae
Exons: 8
Coding region: 1-1491 (496 amino acids)
Source: RefSeq, a predicted model, not a curated record
AUGCCACUCCUGAGUCUAUCAUUGCGCUCUGACAAUUCAGGUUUACUGUUUGUACCUGACACAAACAUGGCUCUUGGUCGAAGGAAUUUCUCCUUAAUGGGUCUUGCUGUCUGGAAUGGUGUGCCUUGGGACCUUCGUGAUCCCGCGUGCACCUCUGAGAUCUUUUUAAAAGUCGCUUACAAACACUCCAAUAAUAAUAAAAUUAAUAAAAAUAAUAAUAAUAAUGAUACCAAUGUAAGUAGUUUGAUAGGCAGAGAUUUCUACAAAAACGAGACAUUUAUACUGUACCCUUCUCCAAUGGAUAAUUUGUAUGAAAAUUUCAGUUACUACUCCACGAAAUUUGAAUGCGAGUUGGAAAAUUGGCAGCCCAAAAAAAACUUUUCGACGAAAAAAAUCCCGGCUACGUUCAAGCUGACGGGCAGCCAUGUUAACAACAACUGCCGACGACUAAAGCAGUUGCGCAUCUAUCUACUUGUAGUUGAGAAAUCGUUAGGUUUCAGUCCUUUACAACGCCCUGGUUACUCUAACGACCUGGUCUGCAAUGAAGUCAUUGUGACAUGCCAAGUGACUUUCCUGCGAGAGUUAAAAUUACACGGUGCCUGGGUAGCCAGUCUCACGAUAUUCCACGCCUCACUUGAAACGCCGUUUAUGUCAUCUUGUUCUGGUUUAAAAAAGAAGGCUGUCUGUGGAUCUUCUAUAGUUGUUGGAAUGCUUAAAGGCUAUGAUCCUCUUUAUUGUUGCUUUUCCGUAAAAAGCACAAAACUAUUGUUAAACUACACCAUGUCUUUGAAUCUGCCCUUUAGAAUUGAAAAACAAGCAAACAUUUCGAUAAUGCAAGUGCAAAGAUGCGUGAACGACAAAACAACCUUCAAAUGUGUAUUGGAUGACUACCCAAUCAAAAGCAUCAAGUUUGGCUGCACGAUCGUCAACAAAACUACAGUCAUCAGUGGAGGGGCUGACACAUUUUACAAAGCUAAAAAUGACGAAAUUUCAUUUAAAAUAGCCGGAGAGUACAGGUGUUCGUGUCAGAUUGUUGUCGUCAGCUGUCUGCCAAAUUCUCUUGACAAUAAAACAUGGGAAGGAGUCAUCGAGGUGGCUAACUGUGGAGAGAAGGUGGAAUUUGAGACACCGAAAAGACAAACGAAAUACCUAGGCCCAGUUUUGGGAUUUUCGCUGGCGAACAUCUGUCUGAUCAGCUGCGUUGUCGGCAUGGUUUUGUAUAAAAAGAUGAAAAACCGGAAAAGGCGAGAGCACCAUAAAGAGGCAACGAAUGUCGAACCUCAAGUUAAAACUAAUAAUAAAUCCUUGAUAGGAGUUGUUUUAGUUGUCUUUAGAAGAGGCCCAGCUGUGAGGGGUGGCAUCUUUUUCGACUACGCAUAUUGCUGCGCCUCUGUAUUUUGUGUCGUGACCAACUUAACCAUCAGUAUGAAUCACUACCUCAUACUUACAUUUUCCAUGCAUGGCGCCUGGUUCAUUUUUUCGCCUCCAUGA